Chaetomium strumarium is the source of this 1748-nucleotide messenger RNA. RefSeq lists its product as uncharacterized. The transcript has a single exon. The record is from RefSeq and is a predicted model, not a curated record. Gene Ontology annotation, biological process: canonical NF-kappaB signal transduction. Bases 241 to 1467 code for a protein of 408 amino acids. Lineage: Eukaryota; Fungi; Ascomycota; Sordariomycetes; Sordariales; Chaetomiaceae.
UGGAGCUGAUGGUAUUGUAUUGUACCAAAUGUUAGUACAAGCCGGUUUUGCCACCCCGAAGCCAUCCUCUCGACUCCUACGCUCUUUUAACAGCGGGUUCAAUACAGCCGUGGAUUCAACAAAGCCGGCGGCCCCGCAACGGAGAUUCGGGCAGAUACAGUCCAUCUUACCUCAGCAGGUAUCAGUACUCGUAGUUACUGUUGAGGCGGAAACUUCAUACUCGCUAUCAUACCGCAAAGCAUGGAGUCGCCUCGCUCGCCCAAGCGACGGCGGAUUCUUUCCUCUAUCAACCCGCCUGAACCGGGCGCUGAGGACGACGACCCGAAGCCCUACAAGCGUGAUCGCGCAAUCUCGCGCGAUAGAUCUGCCCCUCGAAUGGAGGACUUAGAUGUAGGGAAACAACAAGCGAAAGCGGCAGAGCACGACACAACAAUGCCGCGGCCCACUAAGCUCCGCUUCAAGUCUAGGUCCUCCAGGUCGCGACGGUCACGACGCGAGAGCGAGGCGGAAAGCGAUCCUGAUGACCGUCGCCGCCGCCACCAUCACCGGCGCAGGUCCCGGACCCGAUCUGGGGACAAAAACGGGCGCGACGACUCCAAAGAACGAAGGCAUCGCGACGACGACGACGACGCAGAUAACCGUCAUCACCGUCACCGUCAUCACAGGCGUCACCGUCAAAGUCACCGUCGCAGACGCUCCCACUCCCCCACACCCGCACCACACGCAGACCCGGAACCCGAUCCGUUCCAAGACCCGCCUCUCACCCCGGAAACCGCCUUCCGGGAAUCGCUUUUUGACGCCCUUGCUGACGACGAGGGCGCCGCGUACUGGGAAUCCGUCUACGGCCAGCCCAUCCACAUCUACCCUGCGCCCGGCGCCGGCGACGGCAGCGCCGGUGGUGGCAUGCUGGAGCGCAUGACCGACGACGAGUAUGCGGCAUACGUGCGGCAGAAGAUGUGGGAGAAGACGCACGCGGGUCUGCUUGAGGCCCGGGCGCGGAGGGAGAAGAAGCGGGAGGAGGAGAGGAGGCAGCUGGAGGAACGAGAGAGGGUGGCGCGGGAGAUUGAGAGGAGCUUGAGGUUUGGCGAGGAGAGGAGGAAGAAGAGGGCCUGGAAGGAGAGGUGGCGCGGGUAUCUGGAGCGGUGGCAAGCGUGGGAAGAAGGGGAAGGGAAGGAGGCUGGGGUCGAGGGGAUACCCUGGCCUGAUGGGGCCGAGAGCGGCGGAGGGAGCGAGGGUUCGGUCUCGGGCGAGGCGGUCAGGGCGUUCUUUGUGAAAGGCAUCGGCCUGGAGGAGUUGGGAGAGAAGGAGUUUGCGGCGGCGCUGAAGGAGGAGAGGGUCAGGUGGCACCCGGAUAAGAUGCAGCAGCGGCUUGGCGGCAAGGUGGACGAGAAAACAAUGCGGAACGUGACGGCUAUCUUCCAGAUCGUGGAUGCAUUGUGGAAUGAGACCAGGAAACAUCGUGCCUAAGCAUUAGGGAGAGGCAUCGAUGGUCCGGGUCUAGUCGCUGGGUUGAUGGGCGGUAGUGUAGUUCUCAGUUCUCUUCUUCUCUCUUUAGCAAGCCUCUUCAGUACUACCUUCAAGUUAGGUAGAGUGAGAUGCUGGCGCCACGACGCCUAGAAGAACCGACUGAGAUUGACCACCGGUCCGAAGCAGUGCCAUUCUGGAGAUGGUUAAGAAAGUUAUAGAACCCAGAUUCCACGGAAGUCGUCUGGCGCAUCCAUCCACUGAUGAGCACGAUUGCCUGCCCA